AUGGAUCCCAUUGAUCGGCAGAAGGCCCAGGCCAUGGCGGAGUUCAAGCGAGCCCAGCCCUCGGCCAGGUCCCGCAGGGUCCUCCUCUCAAUCUCUCUCAUUUCGGUCUCCCUGCUGGUCGCCGUGGCUCAGUGGGCUCUGUCUCUGCACCCGGAGAGCUUCGACAUGGCCCCCUUCCUCGCCUGGCUCCCCGAGGUCCCCUCCGUCGACACGAAGACUGUGUUCCUCAUCUGCAACGCUAUUCUCAUCAUCGUCAUCAGGGACUCAGGUUUGAUGGGGUACCUGACGGGCGAGGAUCCCCGGGACGGUCUCUCGGAGAAGAGGGACGUCCCCCCCCGGCCGGAGAUCGAAGCGACCCCUCCAAGAGGCGUCAACCCAGGAGCAGACGAGGAAGAAGAAAAUGAUGAUGAGGAGGAGAAGGAGGAGGAAGAACCACGGCAACAAGUGAGGGAUGAUACCGACGAAUGGAAUAGAAGAUUCGAGGAAUUCAUCGAUAAGGUGAAGAAUGAUAUGUACCUUGAGACGCCGAGGAUGAUCUCUCAAGGAAUUAGGAGAUGA
This is a messenger RNA of Spirodela intermedia, 558 nucleotides long. NCBI's taxonomy places the organism in Eukaryota, Viridiplantae, Streptophyta, Magnoliopsida, Alismatales, Araceae. The record is from the annotation of a GenBank genome assembly.